Messenger RNA from Aedes aegypti (yellow fever mosquito), 1371 nucleotides. It is a transcript of the gene Rab10, whose product is annotated as ras-related protein Rab-10. The record is from RefSeq and is a predicted model, not a curated record. Lineage: Eukaryota; Metazoa; Arthropoda; Insecta; Diptera; Culicidae. Gene Ontology annotation, biological process: cellular response to insulin stimulus. Bases 239 to 853 code for a protein of 204 amino acids. The transcript is spliced from 5 exons. Gene Ontology annotation, molecular function: GTP binding; GTPase activity. Gene Ontology annotation, cellular component: insulin-responsive compartment; Golgi apparatus; recycling endosome.
GCGUGUGAGAACUCUGGACAAACGAAAGACGAAAAAGUAGUGACUCGCGAACGAUUCGUAAUAAUUUUAAUCAUUGCACUUUGGUGUAGUUUUUUCGUGUGCUGAUAAAAUUUGCCGACUCGGAAACGGUUGAGGGGGAUUUAUCUGACAAACGGUCAGACGGAAAAUCGAGGCCAAUUUUGGUAGCAUAGAGCAGAUUGUUUUAGAUUAGCGCCUGUUGAUUCCAGCCGACAGAAAGAUGGCAAAGAAGACGUACGAUUUGCUGUUCAAAUUGUUGCUGAUCGGUGAUUCCGGCGUUGGGAAAACAUGCAUCCUGUUCCGCUUCUCCGACGAUGCAUUCACGUCCACCUUCAUCUCCACAAUCGGUAUCGAUUUCAAAAUUAAAACCAUCGAGCUACGCGGCAAAAAGAUCAAACUCCAAAUCUGGGACACGGCCGGUCAGGAGCGAUUCCACACGAUCACCACCUCCUACUACCGGGGUGCAAUGGGGAUAAUGUUGGUGUACGACAUCACCAACGAGAAGAGUUUCGACAACAUAGUCAAGUGGUUGCGGAACAUAGACGAGCAUGCGAACGAGGAUGUUGAAAAGAUGAUUCUGGGGAACAAAUGCGACAUGACAGACAAACGCGUUGUCAGCAUAGAACGAGGAGAAAGUAUCGCCCGCGAGCACGACAUCCGCUUCAUGGAGACCUCGGCCAAGGCGAACAUCAACAUCGAGAGAGCAUUCCGAGAGCUGGCCGAAGCGAUUCUGGACAAAACUUCCGGCAAGGAGACGACCGACAAUCCCGACCGGGUGGUCGUCAAUCGUGGCACCGGCGAUAAACCACCUGCCUACAAGGCGUGCUGUGCGUAGAGGGUGUGACCGACUUUUCGGGGCUGCAAUUUGCUUAUGAUGAUACCCUACAAUCUACAACUCUGCUGGCACGCUUUCAUCAUCUGUGUGGGUAUUAAUGUAGAGAAGAUUUAUAUUUUCAAUGUGUUUUAGACUCUUAAUUUUUUUAUUACUUAUUGCGAGUCAGGGGUGAGGAGCAAAUACUUACACAAAAAAAAAACGAAGUAGGGCAUAAAUUUAGUCUAAAUGGAGAGUCAUGAUGAAACAAAAUCAGAGAAGCAUUUGGAGAAUGUAAGAACUAAAACAGUGUUUUACAUUCACUUCUGAAGAAAAGUUGUUUUUUUGGGUUAUUAACUGAUGAUACGACGUGAGAUUCUGUUCGAAGCGCAAGAUAAGGGGAGGGUGUACAUGAUUUUAGGUUUGCAAUCAAGUUCUAAUUAUUCUUUCUAUGUAGGAAAGCUUCUAUGUAGUAUUUUAGUCUGUACCGCCGCUGACGCAUGCACGAUCGCCAAUAAUGAAUGUAUCGAUAUUUUCUAACA